Xenia sp. Carnegie-2017 is the source of this 1065-nucleotide messenger RNA. RefSeq names its product major facilitator superfamily domain-containing protein 9-like. NCBI's taxonomy places the organism in Eukaryota, Metazoa, Cnidaria, Anthozoa, Malacalcyonacea, Xeniidae. The record is from RefSeq and is a predicted model, not a curated record. Gene Ontology annotation, molecular function: transmembrane transporter activity. Gene Ontology annotation, biological process: transmembrane transport. The transcript has 3 exons. The coding region runs from base 1 to 1065 and encodes 354 amino acids.
AUGCUUUUGAGGCUUUUCUCAGGUGCGGAGAAUCAAAAGAUUGCCGUGGUAGAAGAAGCUAUGGCUGUAAGCCUUUUGAAACACAGUCAGUCAUCAGCAAAAGCUUAUUUAUCAGACAUCACAUUACCUGAAGAAAGAUCAGGUGUAUUUGGUUGGUUCAAUGCAUUUGGAAGUUUUGGUUUCAUAAUCUCACCCAUAAUUGGUGGUACUGUUGCUAUGCACGACAAUGGAUACUUCAAGGUAUCACUUUUGAGCUGUAGCGUGUAUUUGUUUGCUAUAAUAUUUGUAUGGUUUGUCUUUGAUGAAAAUAAAAUAAAGCUGGAAAACUCCUACAUGGAUAAAAAAGUUGUGGAAGUGUUGGAGGGUGAUGAGAAGGUUAAUAUGAAUCAUAACAGACGUAAAAAGUUUGAAAUGGAAAGUGACUUGGUUAAUGACAAACAGAAUGACAAAGAGAAAUCAUUUUUCUCCAGAAUUGUCAAUGUUGUUGCUGUUUCAUCAAUUGUGAGCGUUUUUGACUUGUUGCUGAUACGCAUCAUUAUGGCUCUAGGUAUGUUAAUAUAUCGUAGUAAUUUUACUGCUAUGUUGGAUUAUCGUUAUGGUGUAAAUGCUAAAACAACAGGCUACAUUAUAUCCUAUGGUAGUAUUGCUGGAGCAAUAUCUGGUAUGUCAGUGGGCUCUAUAUAUAGUUACAUACAAAGUGAUGUAAAGAUGAUGUCAAUUGGUGGUAUUUUAAUGAUGUCAUCUUUAUUUGGGAUAGCGAUGUCACCAAGUAUUUAUACAGUACUCAUAUGUAUGAUACCAUUGGCUCUCUCCAGUGCCAUAAUGAGAGUUAAUUCGUACAAUCUAAUGUUAAAGCGUGUCAAACCAAAGGAAAAAGGUGCCGUCAUGGGUAUCGCGGACUCACUGACAUCCAUUGCAAGAAUGUUAUCACCAGCUAUUGCAGGUUUUGCUGAAGAAGUUAGUGCUAUUGGACCAUGUUGGAUUGCUACACUUUGUGGCUUCAUUGGUGUUGUAAUUAUGUUGAAUUUAAAACAGGAUGAUGAUAGACGUGAGAAAAUUGAAUAA